AUGGGUAUCGGGUCGGCUAAAAGGAUCAGCACGCGCGCCUUGCCCAUCAUGGAGCUGGAGGGUGGCACCACUGCCACCACCCACCCAGCGGCAGCUAAUCGCUGGCUGCGCCACUCUGCAGCCGAGGAAGUUGGGGCUGUGGUUCCUUUAGAGGAGGCUGAUACAUUUGCGCAGACUAUCCCACAGCUGCAGAAUAGUCUCACGCACGACAUCGGCACAUCCGACGCCUUCCUACCCACCCUGGCGGACUACCAACGCGCGCGCCGCUCAGCCAAGCCCUCAGCAGCCAGCUUAGAUGGCACCCCCGGUGCCUUGCUUCGCCAGUUUGCGCCAGACUUUAGCAAAAUGUUCUACCCAGUGGUGGUCAAGGCCUGCCUCAGGAUCGAGGAGCCACUGCAGUGGCGAGGGGGGAACGACUGGAACAUCUGGAAGAUGAGGGCUAACCCCUCCAAGUCGUUACAAGAACUGGCGACUACCCUCCACCGAUCAGCUAUGUUCUUCAUGCUACACGCCAUCUCGGCCUUCUACAGGGCUGCGCGGGAGUUGGUCAUGCAAGUGGGCACGAAAGACGUGGACCUCCACCUCAUCCUCUCCGCAGCAGGGCCCCAAGCAGGCGCCAUAGAGGACGGUCUAUACCCAUGCGCCAUGCUUGCAGCCGCCACUUUCAGUGCAGCCGAGGCCAGGACUCUCCUACAGCAGGCAGCCCACGAACUCAGCCCCGACACCUCCCCGGCCGAUCAGGCCCUCUUCGACGAUCCCCCAGAGGAGUCGAUCCAGGACCAGCCCCUCUACGCAGAUCGGCAUUGCAAGUAUCGGCUGCUGGGCUUGCGCAUGGGCUGCCUUGCCCGCAGGCGCGAGGCCACGAGGGCCGCGGCGCACAAGAGGGGUCAGGUGCGCCGGGCCUCCAGGGGCCAGGUGCGCCGGAUCGCGUACGUCGACGGGCUCACCAGAGGGGACGAGAAGGGCCCAGGGUUGGAGGUCAAGUUGGACGUCUACUGCCACCGCGUCACCCCCGAGCUUUGGUUCCAGCAGCCUGGCGUGCGGGUGAAUUGCGACAGGUGCGACCGCUGGUGGCCCCAGUCUGGCGGCAUGAUGGCAGGCGCUCCAGGGGGCUCGCAGUUCGCUCAGAGCCAGUUCUUGUGCAACGAGUGCGCGGCGAUCUCGGAGCAGUGA
Prorocentrum cordatum is the source of this 1173-nucleotide messenger RNA. Lineage: Eukaryota; Dinophyceae; Prorocentrales; Prorocentraceae. The record is from the annotation of a GenBank genome assembly.